AGAGAAGAAAGGCCUCUUCGACGGGGCUUUUGCUGUGCCACUCCCAACACGGUCCACCCGUGACUCCGACGCCUUUCGCCCGCGUGGGCGAGAUGGAAGCCCUAGGUCGCGGCAAGCGGAGGCUGGAAGUAGAUGGUAAUCCAGAGCUGCCGGAGAGGUUGCGCGUGGAGGAUGAGGAAGAGGAGGAGAGGGAGAUCCAGGAACUGGAGCGCGAAGUGAGCGAGAUGGCCAGAAGAGUCCUCGACGCCCGGAAGACCAAUCUGGAUCGGAUUCUCGGAGGUCUAUCCUCCGAACUAGUCGCCAAGAGGCCGCCCCUUCCUCCUCGAGCCUUAACCGGAUCUGAUGCUGGCGAAACUGAACUUCCACCAUCCUUAGAACCAAAUGGAGGCAGCUUACUUGGUAAUGCUGAUCGGACAAUGGUUGAGAAAUUGCUUCUUUUCCGAGCAAAAAUGGAAGGCAUCAUCUCUGAAACUCCAGUGGUUCUAAAGAGAGCAAAUGAGUGCAUUUUGCAGAUUGAAAAACUGGAGAAGUGUGAUGUAACAGUACCUUCUAUUUUUAAUAGAAGAUGAACACAGUGACAAUUCAUAUCUGUUCUUGGUGUGGUUGUGUUGGCAUUAUCUAUUGAAGUAUUGUUGUUCAGAAUCA
Messenger RNA from Zingiber officinale, 645 nucleotides. RefSeq lists its product as uncharacterized. The record is from RefSeq and is a predicted model, not a curated record. Bases 93 to 569 code for a protein of 158 amino acids. The transcript is spliced from 2 exons. NCBI's taxonomy places the organism in Eukaryota, Viridiplantae, Streptophyta, Magnoliopsida, Zingiberales, Zingiberaceae.